Molecule: messenger RNA, 1734 nt
Organism: Ipomoea triloba (trilobed morning glory)
Lineage: Eukaryota; Viridiplantae; Streptophyta; Magnoliopsida; Solanales; Convolvulaceae
Product: protein TRIGALACTOSYLDIACYLGLYCEROL 3, chloroplastic
Exons: 10
Coding region: 275-1369 (364 amino acids)
Molecular function (GO): ATP binding; ATP hydrolysis activity
Source: RefSeq, a predicted model, not a curated record
CACGGUUAGGACAGAAAAAGACAUUGUUGAAUGUUGAAAACCAGCUACCAGAAGCCUUUGUUCGAAACGAGUUCACCGAAACCUGGUUAACGACGGAUUCCCGGGCUAAGCUGAAGUGAACAUAGUCGUUUUCUUCACAUUUUCUUCUUCGACCGUUCUUUAACUCUUUCUUGGCAUAUGGUUUUCGAAUCUGAAUUGAAUUUGUAUCUGGGUCUUCCUCAAAGCCGCCAUCCCUUUUGAAGCCAAGAUUGUGGGGGCAAAAAUCUAAUAAACUAUGGCUUCUUUCGCGGGCUCGGCUCCGCUCAGCAUCUAUGUCAGCAAUAAUGGCGCGUCUUCUUCUUUUUCUUCUUCUCCUUCUUCUUCCCGUCUCUCCACUGCGGGAAAACCAUCCAAUUUGUUUCGUUCUUUCAUUUUCACUAGAAAGGAAACCAAUAGAAGGAUAGUUUGUGCUUGUGUGGCGCCUCCUCGAGACGUGAAGCCCGCUGAUGCCGAUGAAUUUUCUUCCCAUAAAUUCAAUGGUUCAGCUAAACCUGAGAACCUGAGCUCGAUGGGGGAGCCUGAUGAUGGAUCUGACGUGCUUAUUGAGUGCAGAAAUGUAUACAAGUCGUUCGGCGAGAAGCAUAUCUUAAGAGGUGUGAGCUUCAAGAUAAGGCAUGGAGAGGCUGUUGGAAUAAUUGGGCCCUCUGGCACUGGAAAAUCUACAAUCUUAAAGAUAAUGGCUGGGCUACUUGCUCCAGACAGGGGUGAGGUUUUAAUCCGGGGGAGAAGACGCCAUGGACUAAUCAGUGAUGAGGAAAUAUCUGGUCUUAGGAUUGGCUUAGUGUUUCAGAGUGCAGCACUUUUUGAUUCCUUGACUGUUCGAGAAAAUGUUGGUUUCCUUUUAUACGAGAAUUCCACCAUGCCUGGGGAUCAAAUUGCUCAGUUAGUAACAGAGACCUUAGCUGCUGUUGGGUUGAAGGGUGUAGAGAACCGGCUACCUUCUGAAUUGUCUGGUGGAAUGAAGAAAAGAGUUGCUUUAGCUCGUUCUAUAAUUUUUGAUACAACAAAAGAUGUGGUUGAGCCAGAGGUGCUUCUGUACGAUGAACCAACAGCUGGGCUUGAUCCAAUUGCAUCGACUGUUGUGGAAGAUCUUAUCCGCUCUGUUCAUAUGAAAGGCGAGGAUGCCCUUGGGAAGCCCGGGAAGAUUGCAUCCUAUGUUGUGGUCACUCAUCAACAUAGUACCAUUAGAAGAGCUGUAGACAGGCUAUUGUUUCUUCAUGAAGGGAGGGUUGUUUGGCAAGGAAUGACUAGUGAAUUCUCGUCAUCAACUAAUCCAAUUGUUCAGCAGUUUGCGUCGGGGAGCUUGGAUGGCCCAAUCAAUUACUAUUAGCACUCUGCUUUUGCGCAUUUGACCGAACAUAGCACUCUUUUAUACAAGUAGACGAGAGGUUGGCGUCGGGAUGAAGUUUCACCCCUGAAUUCUGUUUGCCGAGGCGUCGGAUUAAUAUGUCAGCCAGUGAUAAGUUUUCCUUGUUCUUCCCUCCUUUUUUUUUUUUUUUUUUUUUCAAAUGUGAUAGUAGCCACAAGUUCAUUAGGGGCUAGAUAAUUGUUCAUUUCAGAACUUCUUAAAAGAGCUAAGAAUGAGAAUGCAUGAACAAGUUCUUUUAGAACCACAAUUAGUUUACCUAGCAGGUUAUAUUGGAUUUUUGGGUAGUUUUAAAUUUUAUUUCUAAAAUAAGGGUAUUUUUAAUCUUA